UUUUUAAACAUCAAAAUGACCACGUACGCCUUUUUUCCUCGACAAAUGUUCUGGUCUGUAGAUUUCUCGUAUGUACCGCGAAUUCAUUUCAGCAUGGCAUCCAUAAACACCAACAACAGCGUUAAUGCAAAGGAGAGACUGGAAGAAGAAUACAAGGCCUGGCAAAGAAGCCACCCACAUGGAUUUCAAGCAAAACCAUCACAAGAAGAUAAUGCAGAAAAUUUACUACUUUGGAAUUGCGCUAUCCCAGGAAGGCCCAAGACACCUUGGGAGAAUGGUUUAUAUAAACUUCAAUUAAAAUUUACCAAAGACUAUCCAUAUCAACCUCCAAAUUGCACAUUCAACCCUCCUAUAUUUCAUCCAAACGUGUAUCCCUCUGGAAAGGUCGCAUUAUCUAUAUUAGAAAGAGACUGGACUCCACAAAUAACGAUAAAACAGAUUCUGCUUGGAAUACAACUUUUGCUCGAUGAUCCAAAUUUCAACAAUCCCGCUCAAGUUGAAGCGUUUGUACUUCACAGCCAAGGCAAACAUCUGUAUGAACAGCGAGUGAAAGAACAAGCAAAGAAAAUGACCCCCGGUAACUGAACAAAUUGUUGUUAAAAUUAACGUAAGACCUGGGAAGCAAGUUGAAUCAACCGAUACAGGUUCAAGACGGGGGCAACAAACAAUCACUAUAACCAACUUCUCACAUCCUAUCUCACUUUUUAUGACUUCACAGACAUAUUUAAGAUGUUUCUUUUUGUCAGACAUCUUUAAGAUGUUUUAUUUUGUAAAAUUUAGAUUUUCUUUUCCAAAUAUCAAAUUAAAUUUUUUGAUAA
Messenger RNA from Hydractinia symbiolongicarpus, 818 nucleotides. RefSeq names its product SUMO-conjugating enzyme UBC9-B-like. Bases 16 to 585 code for a protein of 189 amino acids. Gene Ontology annotation, molecular function: SUMO conjugating enzyme activity. Gene Ontology annotation, biological process: protein sumoylation. Gene Ontology annotation, cellular component: nucleus. Lineage: Eukaryota; Metazoa; Cnidaria; Hydrozoa; Anthoathecata; Hydractiniidae. The record is from RefSeq and is a predicted model, not a curated record. The transcript is spliced from 7 exons.